Messenger RNA from Clarias gariepinus (North African catfish), 5259 nucleotides. It is a transcript of the gene tcf12, whose product is annotated as transcription factor 12. The transcript is spliced from 20 exons. Gene Ontology annotation, molecular function: RNA polymerase II cis-regulatory region sequence-specific DNA binding; protein dimerization activity; DNA-binding transcription factor activity, RNA polymerase II-specific. Gene Ontology annotation, biological process: regulation of transcription by RNA polymerase II. The coding region runs from base 181 to 2274 and encodes 697 amino acids. NCBI's taxonomy places the organism in Eukaryota, Metazoa, Chordata, Actinopteri, Siluriformes, Clariidae. The record is from RefSeq and is a predicted model, not a curated record. Gene Ontology annotation, cellular component: transcription regulator complex.
UGUCUGCCUAAGGGAAACUCGCAACUUACCCAGAGUGGAUAUUUGCAAAAAUAUAUAAUUAGCCAGACACCGACUUCGCUUUCGCUCAGACACGAAUUAAAGAAAGCUACAAGCCCGUUGCCACACCGGUCGCCCCUAGUCGGAUUUUAAACACGAGAAAAGAGUUGUAGGUUUGUAAGGAUGAAUCCUCAGCAGCGGAUCGCCGCUAUCGGGACAGAUAAGGAGCUGAGUGACCUACUGGAUUUUAGUGCGAUGUUCUCACCACCCGUGAGCAGUGGGAAAAACAGGCCAACGACUCUAGGGAGCAGCCAGUUCAACACAUCAGGUAUAGAUGAGAGGCCAUCCGAGGCGUCGUGGGCCGCAGGUGGCCAGUCCAGCCCUUCCUAUGACGAGUCCUCCAGGGGUUUCGCAGACAGCCCUCAUUAUGGUGAUCACUUGAGUGACAGUCGAUUAGUGUCCCAUGAAGGAUUGUCCCCGACACCUUUCAUGAGCUCCAGCAUUAUCGGUAAAACUGAGAGACCUCCAUUUUCUACGUAUGGGAGAGAGCCAGGUGUCUCUGGAUGUCAGUCCACUCUGCGCUCAGACAUGGGGAUGGCCAGCCCAGGACCCGUCACCACAGCGGGAAAGUCGCCAGCUCCUUUUUACUCCUUCACGGGCUCUAAUCCACGAAGACGCUCUCUCCAGGACUCCACUCCUCUGGAUCCUCUACAAACCAAGAAAGUACGCAAGGUUCCCCCUGGCCUGCCAUCAUCUGUGUAUGCACCAUCCCCAAACUCGGAAGACUUCAACAGAGAGUCUCCUUCUUAUCCUUCCUCCAAACCACCCAGCAGUAUGUUUGCAAGCACUUUUUUCGACGCAACCCACAACUCUUCCGACCCAUGGAACUCGUCCAGUGGUUUAAGCCAGCCGGGUUAUGGGGGAAUGCUGGGAGGAUCUUCAUCUCACAUGCCACAGUCUGGAAACUACACCAGCCUGCACUCUCAUGACCGCCUGAACUACCCCCCACACUCUGUGUCCCCCACGGACAUCAACGCCAGCCUGCCACCUAUGUCCAGCUUCCACCGCAGCACAGCUAGCAGCUCGCCCUUCGCCACCGCAUCCCACACCCCACCCGUCAACCCCACGGAGGGAGUUAUGGCUGCAGCCAACAGAGGUAAUGCAACUGGAAGUUCUCAGACUGGAGAUGCACUGGGGAAAGCGCUCGCUUCGAUUUACUCUCCUGACCACACCAGCAGUAGCUUCCCGUCUAACCCGUCAACCCCAGUGGGUUCACCUUCUCCGCUCACAGCUCAAGCAGGUGCCGCAUCAGCGGGUACAGUGGUGACGGCGAGCGCCCCCCCUGGAAGGGCAGGUACUACCCAGUGGCCUCGUGCAGCCGGACAGACUCCAUCCUCCCCGAAUUAUGAGAACUCUCUUCACUCUCUGUCUCGGAUGGAGGAUCGUUUGGACAGACUAGAUGACGCAAUUCAUGUCCUCCGGAACCACGCUGUAGGUUCUACCGCCUCUCUGCCCAGUGACAUCCACAGCCUGCUGGGACAGACGCACAACGGACCAAUCACAGCCAUCGGCUCCAGCUUCCCCACGUCUGGAUUGGUCACCAGCAGGACAACAUCAAUGGCUCCUGCUCAUCGUGAAGAGACGGUCAGUCUGAACACAAACCACACAGGGCUGCAAAGCACCCCCGGGCCAGCCUCUAGCACCGAGCUCAAUCACCAGGCUGAAACUUUCAGAGCUCUCUCUGGUAGCCUGGCAUCUCAGGUAGCUUCAGCUCUGGAGCUUAAAAUUGAGAAUCAGGACAAAGAUGACAUGCAUGAUAACCACUCCUCUGAUGACCUCAAGUCUGAUGACGAAAGUAAUAAAAGGGACGUUAAGACGCCUAGAGGAGGGACUCGAACCAGCAGCAUUAAUGAGGAUGAGGACUUGAACCCGGAGCAGAAGGCAGAGCGCGAACGUGAGAGGAGAAUGGCCAAUAACGCAAGAGAGCGGCUCAGAGUGAGAGACAUCAACGAGGCCUUUAAGGAGCUGGGCCGCAUGUGCCAGUUACAUUUGAAGAGUGAGAAGCCUCAGACCAAACUGCUCAUCCUGCACCAAGCUGUUGCAGUCAUCCUUAGCUUGGAGCAGCAAGUCAGGGAGCGGAACCUGAACCCGAAAGCAGCCUGCCUUAAGAGGAGAGAGGAGGAGAAGGUUUCUGGUGUUUCAGGGGAACCGCAGCAGACUCAUCCAUCUGUUCACCCUGGGCUUACAGACACAUCCAACCCCAUGGGCCAUCUGUGAGCACUAGGCAGAUCAAAGUGAUGCCGAGGGAGCGUGUAAGAUUGCAUUGGUGACCUUGCUUUCCAAGGGCAGACAGGACUCACAGCUUGUGACACAAAUUUGAAAAGACAGAGACCACUCCAAGCUAAAUUCCAGUCAAGCGACCCUGAGCUCAAAGAAAACUGGCAAACGCCAAACUUCCUCCAAAAUCGUAUUGCAAAUUUCUGCCCAUGAGAAACAUUCUCUCGAAAACCCGAAAGCUCUUGAGCACACAUCACUGUCUGCAAAGCAGCGUGUCACAUCUGUACAAUCAGAGACUGUCGCAGUCCCCCUCCACCCUCCACGUGGAAGUUGCAUUGUGCCUAAACUGAAUUGACGAAUGCAUUGUAACAGCAAUUGUUUUUCUUUUUUUUGAUUGUUUGUUUUUUAUUUUUGUUCUUUUUUUGUUUCUUUUUUUCCUAUUUAUUAUGUUACUGAACUAUAAAGUCUAUGUUUAAAGGGAAAGUUAUGACAUUGCUUUAAGAAGCUGUUUGGAAUUUCAGUAGAUCUUCAGUUUGCCAAGCUCUGAGCCAUUCAGCCGGAGCAACACUGUGGGAAUGAUGCUCUGGGCCGCCACACCGAUUUAAAGCACCCGACUCGGAUCAGAGCCUCUCCCGUUUGUGGGCGUUUGAAAUGAUUAAAGUCUCGAAUUUCCUCCCUUAUUUGUUUAGGAAAAAAAAAGAAUAAGAAAUAAUAUAUUAUUUAUAUUUAUGAGAGAUUCAUUCUAAAACACCAAACCAAAACUACCUAAUCACGCGAGUUUAGUUGAGACUCCAGGACGCAGACAGUUUAACGUAGCGGAGCAACAAAGUGUGUUUUUGCUCCUUCCUCUGUCUUACAAGAUGCAGGGCCCGGAUGGCAAACUGGAGCUUUACUGAAAAGUCAGAGGUCAACCACAGGCUGACGUGUUUAUAGUCAUUAGUAAGUAGAUUAAAUACAGAGAGCAGACCAGUUACUAAACCCUAGCAUUCCCUGCAUACUUCAUAGUGUCUUAACCGAAGGAAAGAAGGACCGACUACUCAUGGUUCCUUUGAAUUCUUCAGCCAUAUAGUGUUAAGUGGGAAGAAAACGGCAUAUUUCCAUUUGUUGCACUUGGUUGGUUUUCUAAUGUUACGUUUAUUUGGUCUCUGCUUAGUUGAACAGCUGAGAAAUUAGACAUAGGUAAUAUCAGACAGAGUAGACUCAAAACGAUGAGCACAGCAUCACCUGGCCUGAAUUAAAGUUUUGCUUGUUUUUCUUUGUCUAAAAUCAGUAACAUAAAAAAGACAAAAAUUCACAAAAAAAAAAUCAUUACUCUAAGUAACCACAAUGUUAUAUGUUUAUUUGUAAUUGUAUACAAAGCAUCUUUCUUAGGCUUCAUAGUAAAGCGUAUAUUGUCCUGUGUGAAAAUAGAAAGAAAAAAGAUAUUCUAAGUUACUUAGGAUGGAUUUGUCUCUCCCCAAAGCAGUGAAGUACUUGAUACAGUCAUCAGAAUGUGUGUGUGCGUGUGUGUGUGUAUGUGUGCGUGUAUGUGCAAUGUCCAAAAUUCAAACGCUGUGAUGACAAAAUCAGCAAAACCAUGAACAAAAGCAUUUUUAUAUCAAGAAUCAACAUUGUCUUUUUGUGUGUAUUUUUUCUCUUAUUUGACAUAUUUUUGGUCUUAAUUGUUUUCCUGUAGAUUCCCCCAACACACCCCCCCCCCCCCAAACCCUCUGCCCUUUGUCUUCCAUAUGCAUGCUCAACUCCACAAGACAGUCUGAUGAACAAAAAGGUAUCGCAAAAAUCUAGACUGGAUCUACCCCCCUUUUGUUUUGUUUUUCUUUUUUUCCCUUUUUCGAGAUCUGCGUGAUAUCUAUAUUCGUCUUUGUGGCCUUGUUAUACAUUUCAGUAUUGAAGAGCUUGUGUUGUUGCUGGCUGAGGUUGAUCGAGGUUCUGUCAUCUCUUUGUUAGUUGUUCUGUUUUUUUAUUUUUUUUUCUUCUUCCUGUGUUUAUUUUUUUGCUUUUCGUUCCAUUGCUCCUCUGUUGGAUAUGUUAGACUUUGCUGUAUGCCCUGAUGCUUUCCCUCAUAAAAAGUAUAUGAAAAGGAUAAAAAAAAAAAAAACUUAAAAAAAAACAUUUGGCUUAUUUUUCACUCUAGUUAGCCUUUUAUACAAUGAUAUUGUAAGAACAUUUCUUGAAUUCUAAAUAUUACUCUUUCUAGAUUUUUGAAAUCAAAAGUUUUGAGUAAAAAGUUUCUUACUUUAUUUUACUAUAUUAGAUAGUAAAAAAAAAAAAAAGAAGUACGGUUAUUUACCAUAACCUGUCCACUAUUAUUGAGAAUUUAUGAAUAGCAUCUUAAGAGCAUAAAGUAGUAUUGUAGCUCGAGGUGUAGUGUGUAUGGGGUGUUGUACGAGCUCGAUGUUCUAUAGGAUGUGCUCUCAUCUCUGGCUCUAGUCUGCAUUGUUGGAUUAACAGAUUUGUACCCCUGUCCAAAUCCAAGGUAUUGUCGGACAUCAAGAAUAAAAGAAACCAGCAGCGGGAAGUAAAUUUCUUUUUCUGUCUCUGUAACAGAAAACACAAUAUGUAUAUAACAUUUAUGUAGCAAUAAAUGUGCCAUCUUUUUUUAACAAGACUGUACAUGCGUUUAUUUCCUUCUCUCGACGAACACUUGCCUGUUUACCCUCCAGUGCUUUCGAUUUAUUGAUUGAAACCUCAUGUAUGUUUGUUGAGCACGUGUACAAAAAGUGUAUUCGCGAAAUGGGGUUCUUACCUAUACAGUCCUGCCACAGCAUCUCCUCUACAGAAGACUUUUCUACAGUGGAUUUAGGCCAAAUGAAGAAGAACUCUGUGCAACUCCAUGCAAGAGUGUGUUUUAUACUAUGUAACUGAUUUUUUUUUAAAGGCAUAUCAGUGGACCAUUGUAGUCUGUAUCAAAAGAAGUACUAUGGAGCAUAUGUUUCUAUUUUUAAUAAAGUGUGAUAGCAGCAAGCCUGCAUCCAGUGCCAUGUU